AGAACAAAUGCACGUGGUCUCCCUCAGGUCAUUAGAGUCCCUCCAGGAUCCAGUGGUACAGUCAUCACCCUUGUUUCCAUGGCAGUGGUUGGCGGUGUGCUGGUACUGGCAAUGGGAAUAGCUUGUUUCAGGCACUAUGGCCACCAUGUCGCCAAUGGUAAGCUCGGCUUGGGGCCAGAAGGAGGAGCAGACACACACUUUGACUACCAGGAGCUCUGUCGGCAGCACAUGGCAUCCAAAUCCUCUCUCUGCCGCCAAGAUUGUGUUGGCGGGUCAAGCAGUGGCAUGGCGGGACCUGCCACAGGAACUGGAGCUGGCGGACGGAGGGGCACAGAUACGUCCCGUGUGAGCAGCGUGUCCUCCCAGUUCAGCGAUGGCCCCCAGCACAGCCCGUCCUCCACUCACAGCUCUACCCCAUCCUGGAGCGAAGAGCCGGCCCAGUCUAAUAUGGACAUCUCCACAGGUCACAUGAUACUGGCGUACAUGGAGGAUCACCUGCGUAACAAGGAUCGGCUGCAGAAGGAGUGGGAGGCUUUGUGCUCCUAUCAGGCUGAGCCCUGCUCUGUAGCUGUGGCUCAGGAGCCUGCCAACAUGGAUAAAAACCGUCACGCUGAUGCCCUCCCCUAUGAUCACUCUCGUGUGAAGAUGAAGCCAGAAGUAAACCCAAAUAAACAAGAUUAUAUCAACGCCAGUUUUAUCUUCGAUCAUGACCCUCGCCAACCCGCCUAUAUUGCCACACAGGGCCCCCUGCCCCACACCGUUGCAGAUUUCUGGCAGAUGGUUUGGGAGAAUGGCUGCACAGUAAUCGUGAUGAUGACGGCUCUGGUGGAAGAUGGAGAAAAGCAGAGUGAAAGAUACUGGCCUGAUGAAGGUUCUUCACUCUAUCACAUUUAUGAGGUGAAUCUGGUAUCAGAGCAUAUCUGGUGUAAGGACUUCCUGGUGCGCAGCUUCUACUUAAAGAACGUCCAGACACAGGAGACGAGAACAUUGACACAGUUUCAUUUGCUUAGUUGGCCUGGUGAUGGUAUUCCCACUUCUACAAGACCGCUGCUCGACUUUCGCAGGAAGGUGAAUAAAUGCUACCGAGGUCGAUCCUGCCCUAUCAUUGUUCACUGCAGUGAUGGGACAAGCAGGGCUGGCACAUACAUUCUCAUUGACAUGGUGCUGAAUCGCAUGGCUAAAGGGGUGAAGGAGAUUGAUAUCGCAGCCACACUGGAGCACAUCAGAGACCAGAGGCCUGGACUGGUUCGCACCAAGGACCAGUUUGAGUUUGCGCUGACAGCCGUUGCUGAGGAGGUGAACGCCAUUUUGAAAGCUCUGCCACAGUGAGAUCCAGCAGUUGAGGAACAUGGCCACCAGACAUGGAGGCACCUCAAAAUACAUGUUUCAAAGGAAAUAUUUAUUGGAUCUCUUUGAUCUAGGUGGAGACAAGGGUAUACACAGUCCCAGAAAUGUCGAGCCUCAUUUUCUGUUC
Cyprinodon variegatus (sheepshead minnow) is the source of this 1474-nucleotide messenger RNA. RefSeq names its product receptor-type tyrosine-protein phosphatase-like N. Lineage: Eukaryota; Metazoa; Chordata; Actinopteri; Cyprinodontiformes; Cyprinodontidae. Gene Ontology annotation, biological process: protein dephosphorylation. Gene Ontology annotation, molecular function: protein tyrosine phosphatase activity. Gene Ontology annotation, cellular component: secretory granule. The transcript is spliced from 11 exons. The annotation marks the transcript as partial. The record is from RefSeq and is a predicted model, not a curated record.